Glycine soja is the source of this 396-nucleotide messenger RNA. NCBI's taxonomy places the organism in Eukaryota, Viridiplantae, Streptophyta, Magnoliopsida, Fabales, Fabaceae. The record is from the annotation of a RefSeq genome assembly.
AUGCUUUCUUUUUUUCUAAAGAAUGGGGAUAUAUCGUUGGGAAAAAGCAGAAGAAAAGGAUUUCACGGGCAGAAGAAGGGAAGGAAGUUCGGAAAAGCAGACGGGACUAUUCCUUUCUAUUACGAUCUCGGCACCACCUUCCUUACCCCCUACGAUAAAUUUACCCCUUUUUUGAAGAGGAAAGCUCCCAGGUUCCGCAUCUUAAAAAAGUGCAUAACCAGAUUGGAAGCACUGAAGUUAAUUCGCAAUGGGCCAACUCACCCAGCCAUGAUGCGCAUGACAGAAGAGAGCGAGCACAAAAUGGAGUUUCCAUCUUGGAUGAGGCUCACGUCCGGAAAGAAUCUUUUUCAAGACUUUCUCCCCUAUGUUGAACUUUCUCUAUAUUACAUUACCUGA